Messenger RNA from Anas platyrhynchos (mallard), 1209 nucleotides. RefSeq names its product mitochondrial ribosomal protein L53 (gene MRPL53). NCBI's taxonomy places the organism in Eukaryota, Metazoa, Chordata, Aves, Anseriformes, Anatidae. Gene Ontology annotation, cellular component: mitochondrial large ribosomal subunit. The record is from RefSeq and is a predicted model, not a curated record.
AGCCCGCCCGCCCAUUGCCCUCCUCCGCGAGGGGGCUGCUGGGAGUUGUAGUAGAGGGGCAGCGAGAAGAUGGCGACCAAGAUCAACGUAGUGCUGCGGCCGGUGAAGAGCAUCGUGGUGCGCUUCUGCCCCUUCGAGUCCAACGUGGAGAGCACCAGAAAAUUUCUUGAAUGUAUAAGCCGUAAAAAAAUACAAGCCACCAACAGGAACUGCGAGGUGACUGCGGAUGUGAGACACGAUGGGUCUGAACCACUUGUCGAUGUUAUGUUUGCUGAUGGAGAUCGAUUGAUAAUGAAAGGAGCCAACCUGACGACAGUAGAAAUGUUAACAGCAUUGGGGUCCAGAUGCAAUAUAAAAGAGCUUAAGGCAGAACAGAAAAGCAAGAAGAAGAAUCCCUGAAGAACAGAACAAUGACUGUGUUUGCAUUUACAUGUGUUAAAACAGAAAAGUGUACAGAAGGAUUUAUCCAAAGCAACAAAUUCCAAGAGAGAUGGCUGAAACACUGACCAGGUUAACAUAGAGCAGAAUGAACUAUUUAAAUGUUCUCCUGUCAUCCAUGAAAUGACGGCAUAAUGCAUCGACAGAUCAUCAUCUACUAGUGGAUCAGAGUGACUCAAGAUGCAUGAAUGCGUUUUUCUAAGCACCAGCCUCUGUCAUCUGCAUGUUGGACUAAUAUCACAUGUAUUUGUGAAUUUUUAAUGAAUAAUUAUGAAUUAGUUAAUAAAUACUAAAGUGAAGACGGGUCUGUCUAGAUGUUACUUCCAACAAUUUUUCUAUGUGUUGAAACAACAAAUAUUACAGCAGUUCUCAUUUGUGAAAAUUAUUAAAUAUAAAUAUCUGAAGAAGACUUAAAAGUAAUCAUCAUUGAUGUAGCUGAGGAACUGCAAGCUGCAAAUACAGAGUAGAUUUUCUGAUACUCCAUUUAUAUUACCUCUGUUGUUAAGUCCCUGUCAUUUUCUUCUUUUUCAAGAAAGUGUGAGAUUUGCUAAACGUAAAUUUAGCUCAGCAAUUAGAGUAACAAGGUAAUGGGACUGUGAACACACAGUAGAGCUACUCAUCCUGCAUAAAAGUAGCGAAGUCUAGCUCAAAGGGAAACAUAAGUUAGUGUUUUUGAUAAUUGGAGGAAAGGUCUAUCUUUGAAGUUCAGUUUUGUAAUAUUUUUGUCACUCAGUUGUGGGAGAUUUCAUUAAAUAUUUUACAAAGAUCAAA